Messenger RNA from Loxodonta africana (African savanna elephant), 940 nucleotides. RefSeq names its product ribosomal protein S2 (gene RPS2). Gene Ontology annotation, molecular function: RNA binding; structural constituent of ribosome. Lineage: Eukaryota; Metazoa; Chordata; Mammalia; Proboscidea; Elephantidae. Gene Ontology annotation, biological process: translation. Gene Ontology annotation, cellular component: cytosolic small ribosomal subunit; ribosome. Bases 16 to 897 code for a protein of 293 amino acids. The transcript is spliced from 7 exons. The record is from RefSeq and is a predicted model, not a curated record.
CGCUUUCUUCAGCAAAUGGCGGAUGACGCCGGUGCAGCGGGAGGGCCUGCAGGCCCCGGGGGCCCGGGGAUGGGAACCCGUGGCGGUUUCCGCGGAGGCUUUGGCAGUGGCCUGCGAGGCCGGGGUCGCGGCCGGGGCCGAGGCCGAGGCCGGGGUCGCGGAGCUCGCGGAGGCAAAGCCGAAGAUAAAGAAUGGCUUCCCGUUACCAAGCUGGGCCGCCUGGUCAAGGAUAUGAAGAUUAAGUCCCUGGAGGAGAUCUAUCUCUUCUCCCUGCCCAUCAAGGAGUCUGAGAUCAUUGACUUCUUCUUGGGCAUGGCUCUAAAGGAUGAGGUUUUGAAAAUCAUGCCUGUGCAGAAGCAGACGCGUGCUGGCCAGCGGACCAGAUUCAAGGCAUUUGUUGCCAUUGGGGACUACAAUGGCCAUGUUGGCCUAGGUGUGAAGUGUUCCAAGGAAGUGGCCACCGCCAUCCGUGGGGCCAUCAUUCUGGCCAAGCUCUCCAUUGUCCCUGUGCGGCGAGGCUACUGGGGAAACAAGAUCGGCAAGCCCCAUACUGUUCCCUGCAAGGUGACUGGCCGCUGUGGUUCUGUGCUGGUGCGCCUCAUCCCUGCACCCAGGGGCACUGGCAUAGUCUCAGCCCCUGUGCCCAAGAAACUGUUGAUGAUGGCUGGUAUCGAUGACUGCUACACCUCGGCCAGAGGCUGCACUGCCACCCUGGGCAACUUUGCUAAGGCCACUUUUGAUGCUAUCUCCAAGACCUACAGCUAUCUCACCCCUGAUCUCUGGAAGGAGACUGUGUUCACCAAGUCUCCCUACCAGGAAUUUACUGAUCACCUGGUAAAGACUCACACCAGAGUCUCCGUGCAGAGAACCCAAGCUCCAGCUGUGGCCACUUCAUAGUGAUUUUUAUACAAGAAAAAUAAAGUGAAUUAAGCCUGUUUAA